CACAUUUAUACUCUGAGUUCUUAAUUUCUAAAAUAUUCUGGAAGAAAUUCAGCACCAGUGAUCUUAUUCAAGUGUUAAAAAGUUAUUUAAAAAAAAUGCGAUUCCAUAUAUUACUAACAGUUUUGGCAAUCAUUUUCUCCAUUUACUAUACCCAAAGUAAUAUGAUCCCAAAAUCACACAAACAUCCAUCUCAAGAAUUUCCUUUUCGAAACUACUAUGGACGUUUUGAUGAAAGACCAAGUUACAUGCCAUUCCAAAAGAAAUUUCAUGUAGCUAAUAUGUGGGACGAUUUUGACGAAUAAGAAUGAAUGAAAAUGAAAUAUGGAAUUAUUAUACUUUGAGUUAUGGACAUUGAAUGAAAAUUAUAUUUUAUCUUUUAAUGAACUAAAACAUUAAAUAUUCUAAAUAUAUAUCUACCUGCUUGUA
Messenger RNA from Schistosoma mattheei, 426 nucleotides. Lineage: Eukaryota; Metazoa; Platyhelminthes; Trematoda; Strigeidida; Schistosomatidae. The record is from the annotation of a GenBank genome assembly.